AGCGCAGGAGCGCUGGCGCGGCCGGAGCGGCGGCGGUGCGGGGCCGGCAUGAGCGAGCUGCGGCAGCGGCUCGGCCGGGAGCCCGGCGGGGCGCGGGAGCCCGAGGAGAAGGAGUCAGAGUCUGAGAACAGGCUGGAUGGAGAGACAGCAUCAGACAGUGAAAGCAAAUCUGACUUUGGAGGCUCAGCCCCAGUGCCAACAUCAGAUGACACUCCAGAGGUCCUGAACAGAGCUCUCUCCAACCUGUCCUCAAGAUGGAAGAAUUGGUGGGUGAGAGGCAUCCUCACGCUGGCAAUGAUUACUUUCUUCUUCAUCAUCAUCUACUUGGGACCCAUGGUCUUAAUGACAAUAGUGAUGUGUGUCCAGAUCAAAUGCUUCCACGAGAUCAUCACCAUUGGCUACAAUGUCUACCACUCCUACGACCUGCCCUGGUUCAGGACGCUCAGCUGGUACUUCCUGCUCUGUGUCAACUACUUCUUCUAUGGAGAGACUGUGACAGAUUAUUUCUUCACCCUGGUUCAGAGAGAGGAGCCCCUGAGAAUCCUCAGCAAAUAUCAUCGCUUCAUUUCCUUUGCUCUCUACUUGACAGGUUUCUGCAUGUUCGUCCUGAGCCUGGUGAAGAAGCACUACCGCCUCCAGUUCUACAUGUUUGGCUGGACCCACGUGACGCUGCUGAUCGUUGUCACCCAGUCCCACCUCAUCAUCCACAACCUCUUUGAGGGAAUGAUCUGGUUCAUUGUCCCAAUCUCCUGUGUCAUCUGCAAUGACAUCAUGGCCUACAUGUUUGGCUUCUUCUUUGGCCGCACACCUCUCAUCAAGCUCUCCCCGAAGAAGACCUGGGAGGGGUUUAUCGGAGGAUUCUUUGCCACUGUUCUCUUUGGACUGUUGCUGUCCUACAUCAUGUCUGGGUACCGCUGCUUCACCUGCCCCGUGGAGUUCAACAACGACACCAACAGCUUCACCGUGGACUGUGAGCCCUCUGAGCUCUUCCAGCUGCAGGAGUACAACAUCCCUCUGGUGCUGCAGUCCGUGGUGGGCUGGAAGACUGUCCGGAUGUAUCCCUUCCAGAUCCACAGCAUUGCCCUCUCCACCUUUGCCUCCCUCAUUGGGCCCUUUGGAGGCUUCUUUGCCAGUGGAUUCAAAAGGGCCUUCAAAAUCAAGGACUUUGCCAACACCAUCCCAGGGCAUGGAGGCAUCAUGGACCGCUUCGACUGCCAGUACCUGAUGGCCACCUUUGUGAACGUCUACAUUGCAAGCUUCAUCAGAGGUCCUAACCCAAGCAAGCUGAUCCAGCAGUUCCUCACCCUGCGGCCAGACCAGCAGCUGCACAUCUUCAACACGCUCAAAGCACACCUGGUGGACAAGGGCAUGUUGGGCAGCCUGGAGGAGGCAUAGAGAGCUGGGGGAUGGAGCAGGACUGCAGCCAGACAAGCCUCCUGGGGCAACCUCCAGGCUUGCCUGGUUUAAGACAAUAACAAGGCCUCAUUUCACUGUAACCUUUCUUCCACUCUUGGUAAAUGUUUGCAUUUGUGUUGUUUUUUUUAAGUAAUCUAUUUAUAGAGCUUUGGUUCAAAUGAGCAGAUCUGAGCUUUGCAGCUGGCAAGGAGGUGAGGUUUGGAAGGCUUCUUGGGUGAAGUAGGAGGCUGCAAGUGUCCUCCUGGGCUGUUCUUAAGCUUGGGUGCACAUGGGCAGAGCUGAAGGUUCCUUGGUGGUGCCUGGAUGCAGGAGGUGUGCAGGGUACCAGCGGUGCCACCACCUUUGCCUGGGAGCCAGCUGUGCAGCUGCCCUGGCCAUGGUGCCAGGCUGUGUGCACCAGGGCAACUCUGGGGACCAUCAUUUUCUGCCCUGGUAGCUGUGAAUGAGCUGCUCCUGCUGCCAGGCAGCCACACUGGUGCCUGUGUGCAGCCUGCUUGCAGAGGCUCUGUUUGGAAGAGGAUCUGGUCCCGGUGCAGCCACAGUCACUCGCUGGCUCUUGCAGUGCCUCUCACAUUCCCCACCCUUUGCAGCUGAUGUUUUGGCAAAUAAGAUCUUGAUCAACCAAUGAAACCAGAAACAGGUUUGGGGACAAGGAGUUGAGGGAAGUGGUGAGGAUGUGAGAGGUUCAGAUUGCUUCAGGACCGAAUCAAGCGAAGCGGUUUUAGAGGACGUGGAAGGUUCCUUGAGUAAGAACAACCCUUGAAGUAACCUGGCUCCUUUUCUUCCCCUCCCCCCACCCUUGCAGAAAGCAGUUUCCAACUUGGUUUCUUUUCUGAAGGUUGCUGGUUGGGGCUCCAGCCCCUUCCAACCCCCCACCCCCCAGCUGGGUGUUUUGGUUUUCUUUCAGGGAUCACAUCUGUCACCUUGUUUGUUACUUGAGUUCCAGAUGUUGUGCUGCUGAGUUUGUCAUGGUCUGUGUUGCAUUUCACUCUGGCUUCAUUUACCUGCAGGCUUCUGUCCUGCUCUGCUUACUCAAUCUUGUCAGGAAUAGUUUGUACUUAAGAGUUGCAAUUUCCCCCCCCCCCCUUCUGAGUCUUUCCCUUUAUUUUGUCUUACUUUUGUAUUAUUUAAGGAUGAGAGCCCUCAAGAUUGUAAAGCUUUUCCUCUCUUCUUUUUGUGAUCAGGUAGUGAAGAAGUUCCCAUGUUCCCCAACACAAAAUUGACUCUGAGUUUGCUUCUUUCCAUAGUUUGUGCAUGAGAGAGAGAGAGAGAGAAAAGCUUCAUUUUAACCUGGGGAACAAGUGACAGGGAAAAGGUACCACAGAAUUACAGCAAUGCUUUGCUGUUUCCAACCACUUGCUGGCAUUAACCUUGCACACAGGCACCCCCCCACGUGGGGACAUGCUGCAGGCUAAGCAUUGAUGGAGAAUAGACCACCUGAAAGCCAUGCUCCAGGUUCUGCCCCUGCCACUGCUUCGUUCACCCCAAGCAAGCCUCCCUUGGCAGUCCUUAGCCUCUCUCCCCUGUGUCUGCAGGACUCUCUGCAGUAAGUUCUGCUUCACCUCCCCCCCAAACAGGAACCACAGGGCUGAAGUAUGGAGCUGCUGAUGCAAAUUGCAGAGGUUGUGGAGAAGAAGGUUCCCUUUCCACCAUGUGUUCUCAGCUGGUGAAGUGGCUGGCAGCUGGCAGGAGCUGGGAUGCCACAGCAGAGGAUUGCAGUGAGUUCAUGCCUGUGGUGUAGGUGGAGGCUUUCCUGGGCUAGCUGUGGGGGCUGCUACCCUCCAAGUUAGAUUGAGAAGGGAUUUGUUUUCUGCUGCUUUAGAGGAUAUUUGUCCAAGCCCCUAAUUUGAAAGCUGAAGGGGAGAAGGAAGCUGCUUCUGUCUUGCUUGGAAAAUGUUUAGUCUGUGUUCCAUGGGUGUGGAAGUGCCAGCGGUUUGGGUAGCCCCUGAAGAAUAGUUUGCCCUGUGGGGUCAGACCAGCUGGUGCUCUGAUGGAUUCUCUCUGCCCAUUUCCAACAGCUGAUGCCCAAGUCCCUUGCAGUGCAUUGCUGGGUCCUGAGGCAGUCAGCAGGAGCAGCUGAGGAGCUUCACACAAGCGUCCUGCGCUCUGUAGUGAAACAUUUUUCACGUGUGGCCCUUGAGCCUUCUGCUUUAUGCCUUUUGUACCUCUUGAGUUGUAGUUGGAAUGGCAUAAAACCCAGCUGGAAGCUUUGCUGCAGGCUUUGGAGGUGCAUUGGGGCCCUUUGGGAGGUGCAGUGCUGGGUUUGGACACUGGGGGGCAGCAGCAGCGCUUCGCGGCCGCCUGGGGCUGGCUCAGAGCAGCAGCAGCAUCGCAGCAGCAGCAUCGCAGCAGCAGCAUCGCAGCAGCAGCAUCGCAGCAGCAGCAGCAUCGCAGCAGCUCCUGUGGGUGGUGCUUUGCCGAGCUGCUCGCAGCUGUACUCUUCCCUCCCUCCCAGCAGAGCAGUUAAAGGGUGGACUUCCACACCGGGUUUGAUCCUGAAGGGUAAAGCUACGUAGAGAAAGUUCAGCAUCCUGCAGACUGGAUGGGAAGAGAGCUUCCAGCUGAGAGAGGGAGGAGGAAGGGAGGGAGAUGAGGGAUGUGAAGGUUGGUUGUGAGCUGGAGAGCUGAGGCUGGUGAGCACUGUGGCACUUCCUCUCUUGGGCUGUGGGUGACAAACUCACUUCUGCUGUUCUGGGCUGAAGGACUGUGACAGCUCAGCUCUUGGUCACAGUGGCUGCUGUCUGGGAGCAUUUCGUGGGUCUGCUCCAUCAGCUCAGCCUCUGAGUGGCUUUUCUUUGCUGUAGAUAUGUUAAGUUAGACUUAGAAAGGUAAGAGAAACUGAAAAGCUGUUAUUAGUGGCUUUGGCUGUGCUUAAAGGAGUUGUCAGUGAUGCCAAGGGACAUGUAGCAGGACACACUGCAGCUCCUUUCAUAGCUUGAAGCCUCACAGGACCUUGGUGUGCUGCAGCCCUCAAAUUCAGCAAGGAUUCAGGUUUGGUGGAGGGCAGCAGAGAUGUCAAGGUAAGGCCAUGAGGGGAUGCUCGCAGGAAGCUUCUCCAGCUGCAGAGCUGGAGCUCAGCAUUGCACAAUGGCUUUUGUUUGCAGUGGGCUCCAUGACUGGAGAAGUUCCUCCAGCUUUUGCCCAGCAAGAGGGAAAGAACAGAUCAGAGCAGCAAGGGUGAGGAACUGUGUCAGCUGCUGCGUGUGCUUGGCAUGGAAGGAAGAGAAAAGCAGCCAGGGUGAAGCCUGAGGGAGUGCUGCUGCAGCCUGGCAGGGGACAGGCUGCUGUGGGAUCCAGCUCCUGAGGAGUGCUCUCUGCUUUUGCCCUGGGAGCAGCCAGGGAGGGAUGUGUGUGUCAUGAGCAGGGCAGUGGCAUGUGGCUGGACAGCUGCCUGGGGGAGAAGCUGUCCCUGUGAGGUGCCAGGGAAGCUGCAGGAGCUCUGCUGGUGGGUGAUGAGGUGCUCUGGGCACAGCCUGGGCAGGCUUGGCUGGGCUAGGGCUGUGUAGGUGAGCACCUGGGAUGACUCAAGAGGGAUUUGCUUCUCCAGGUCUGGUUGUAGCCCGGAGCAGGUUUCAGGCUUAGGCCUGCAGUGCUCAGUGAGACAUCAGAAGCUGCUCUGUAGAGAGGACAAUGUCCUGUGCUGAUCAGCUCCUGUCAUGGAGAGACUCCAGAAGGGAUGGGGCUGGUCUGAAGGGGCAGCCAUUGCCUGGGCACCCUGUGGCUCCUGAAGCUGGAAGUCCUGUAGUACCAGCUCAUGCCUGGCAGCAGGCUGGCAGCAGGCUGGCACCUUCCACUCUAAGAGUUGUCUCCUGCUUCUGAUGCAUGCAGCAGGUCCCCCCAAGCACGGCUGCGCUGAGAUCCUGCCCUCUCUCUUCCCCUGCCUCCUCUGACCACCUCUGUGUGGUCAGAGGAGGGCACAGCUGUAUGGAAAGCAUCCCUGGAGCCCACCCAGAGCCUCCUGGGGGCAGAUGUUUGUGCCAGAAAGCAUCAGGUGAGAGCUGCUGUGGUUCCUGCCUUCUGUAGCACCCUGGGGUUGCAGUUUGUCCUCUUGCACUCUUGGUCUGCUCCUCUUCUCCAGACCUGAUGUGUUCCUGCCAUCUGCUUCUUUCUCUGUGCACUCUUCUGUUGGUUCAUGUUUUAGCUGCCCAGGUAGAGCUGCCUCUCUUUGACUGAGUGUCUGACUGUGAUAUAUUGUAUAUUUUAAGGUAUCUACCCUAUUUAUAUACUACAUGUUACUGGUAAAUAAAUAUAAGUUCCAUUA
Pogoniulus pusillus (Red-fronted tinkerbird) is the source of this 5677-nucleotide messenger RNA. It is a transcript of the gene CDS2, whose product is annotated as CDP-diacylglycerol synthase 2. Lineage: Eukaryota; Metazoa; Chordata; Aves; Piciformes; Lybiidae. Gene Ontology annotation, molecular function: phosphatidate cytidylyltransferase activity. The transcript has 13 exons. The record is from RefSeq and is a predicted model, not a curated record. Gene Ontology annotation, cellular component: endoplasmic reticulum membrane. Bases 49 to 1395 code for a protein of 448 amino acids.